Molecule: messenger RNA, 2041 nt
Organism: Humulus lupulus (European hop)
Lineage: Eukaryota; Viridiplantae; Streptophyta; Magnoliopsida; Rosales; Cannabaceae
Exons: 4
Coding region: 20-1816 (598 amino acids)
Biological process (GO): proteolysis
Molecular function (GO): cysteine-type peptidase activity
Source: RefSeq, a predicted model, not a curated record
GCAUUCUUGUAAGAAGGACAUGGUGAAGCAAAAGGCCAACUAUGAUGCCAAGAAGGAUGCCAAGGUGCAGCAAGAGUCCAAAUACAGUAUGUAUGGUUAUGCCCCUGCCUUACAGUACUGGGCAUAUGAGGCUAUCCAACAGCUUGCGGUGGAGCUUGUUGUGAGCUCGGGAAACAUGUUCCCGAGGAUGCUUAGCUGGUCGCAUCGGAGGAACAAGGAUUUCACCAAGUUCGUCAUCGCACCGAUAUUAUUGAAGAAGAAUUUAAUUGUUCUUCCGAUGUUGAAGCCUCGGCCAGCAGAAAAAGACUAUUACUUGUCUGUGACUGAGGGAGAUCUUCCCCUUUAUCUUGGGCUUGGCCAGGAUCCCUCAGAGACUGAUGAGGAGGAGGAUGCGACUUUUGAGAAAAUGGCAGAGAAAGUUUCUCAGGCUGCCGAGGCAACCAAGAUAUUUGUUGAUGCUGCCCCGAGGGAGGAGGUUGCAGGUCCCACCCCUCCUAUUGCCCCAGCCUCAGCCCCAGCCUCAACCUGUGCCCCAACAUCAGCCCCAGCCUCAGCCCCAGCAUCAACCUGUGCCCCAACAUCAGCCCCAGCCUCAGCGUCAGCCCCAACACCAACCCCAACACCAGCCUCAGCCUCAGCCCCUGAGCUGGCCGACUUGAUUGAGCGGUUGGACAGAGUCGAGGGUCGACAGGAGACCCUUUUGAAGAACCAGUCAGUGAUCUUGGACGUACUCAGUCAGAUCCUGACAUUUGUUAAGGAGAAACCGAGGGGCUCCAAUGAAGAUUCAGACUCAGAGUCAUUGGAUAUUUCGCUAGACUAUGUUGAUGAUCCAACGACGCCUCCUACCAUCAUUGUGACACCUGCUGCUGAGACUCCGGGAGUCGUUAUUGUCAAGCCUGAGGAUGUUGCUGGGGUUCAGUUUCAGAGGGCUAGACGCCAAAGACGCAAGCCAGAUUGGUUUGAGGACUAUACGGAUCCCACGAGGAAAAGACCUCGCACUGAUGCAACUGCACCAGCAGACGAGGCUACACAUGUGCUGGACCCUCUCAAGAAGCCAGAUCCCAAACAGUAUAGGACAAUGUGCAAGUGGCUUCUUGGAGACAUGCUUAACAAGACCCCGCGGGAUGUAACGACUGGGAGUCACGGUCCAGCGUGGUUUCUGAUGUUGAAGACACCCCAAUCCUGGCUCAAUGAUGGGCAUAUUGAUGUGGCAGAACACAUGCUUCGUAUGCGUCGCAAGUAUUUUCCCAAUAUAUAUCGACAGAAUGCAGUUGUGAUGAACAGUUAUUUCUCACAAGUGAUACCUGCCCGAUAUGAUCAGUUCAAGAAAACAGCCGACAAAACAAAGUAUUAUUGGGAUGCUGACAUUAUGUCCAUGUUGACCGGCAUCGAGCAGCAGUUUCUGGCAUCUUGGGGAGGAGUUGAGGAUGUAUAUUGGUGCCAGAACUAUGGACAACAACAUUGGUUUGCCAUUGAGGCUUCCAUUUCUAGUUGGACUCUGACUGUUUACGAUUCAGACAACUCGGUGAUUAGUGACGCAAAGCUUGAGGAUAUUAUGAGUCCAUGGUGCUUUAUGCUACCUUCUCUGUUAAUGCAGAGUAAACUGUUUACUGAUAGCUUGAUGUUGAAGAUUCCAUCAGCAGGAAAUAGGCCGCAUCAGUUCACAUUGCGUCGCAAACAGAAACACGAGCUCCCUCAGUCAAAGAGAAGUGGGGAUUGUGGUGUGUAUGCUAUCAAGUAUAUUGAGCAUCUAAUGGUCGGUCUUCCAUUGGAAGCUAUCUGCGAUGAAAAUAUGGAGGUGUUCAGGAACAAGUGAACCACAGACUUGUGGUAUCAAAAUUUGUUACCUUGAUGAUUGUAUAUAUACAGGGUCUUUACAUGUACAGUUUGUUGUUCACAUUUUUUUAUAACUUUCAUGGGCUGUUAUCGAGCUAAUAUCAAGCUAUAUCGAACUGUUAUUGAAUUAUCAAAAUUUGUUACCUUCAUAAAAAGAGUUUAUUAAUACAACAAGUUCAAAUGGGAAAAAAGAGUUUAAAGCCUA